Messenger RNA from Lacerta agilis (Sand lizard), 4927 nucleotides. RefSeq names its product ubiquitin specific peptidase 32 (gene USP32). Gene Ontology annotation, biological process: protein deubiquitination. Gene Ontology annotation, molecular function: cysteine-type deubiquitinase activity; calcium ion binding. The record is from RefSeq and is a predicted model, not a curated record. Lineage: Eukaryota; Metazoa; Chordata; Lepidosauria; Squamata; Lacertidae. Gene Ontology annotation, cellular component: Golgi apparatus.
GGGGUCGGGGAGGGAGGGAGCGGGCAGUCUCUGGGCGGCGCCAGGACGAAGCCCCGGGGGAGGCCCUGGCCGGUGAGGGCGGCGGAGGCAGCGCCCGCCAUGGACUGAGGGAGACGCGAUGGGCAACAAGGAGUCCCGCAUCGGCUUCCUCACCUACGACGAGGCCCUGCGGAGGGUUACAGAUGUAGAACUGAAGCGGCUGAAAGAUGCCUUCAAGAGGACCUGCGGACUCUCAUAUUACAUGAGCCAGCAGUGCUUCGUUCGUGAAGUGCUUGGGGAUGGAGUUCCUCCAAAAGUUGCCGAGGUCAUAUAUUGCUCUUUCGGUGGCACGUCCAAAGGACUACAUUUCAACAAUCUGAUAGUAGGCUUAGUCCUGCUAACGAGGGGCAGAGAUGAAGAGAAAGCAAAAUACAUUUUCAGCCUGUUUUCAAAUGAAUCCGGGAGCUAUGUCGUCCGUGAAGAGAUGGAAAGGAUGCUUCAUGUGGUCGAUGGGAAAGUCCCGGAAAGCCUCAAGAAAUGCUUCUCGGAGGGUGAAAAGGUAAACUUUGAGAAAUUCAAAACUUGGCUGUGGCAAAAUAAAGAGGCCUUCACGUUUUCCCGCUGGCUGCUCUCAGGGGGAGUGUAUGUCACGCUUACGGAUGAUAGCGACACCCCGACUUUUUAUCAAACCCUUGCUGGAGUCACACACUUGGAAGAAUCCGAUAUCAUUGAUCUUGAAAAACGGUAUUGGCUUCUGAAAGCUCAAUCCAGGACAGGACGUUUUGAUCUGGAAACAUUUGGCCCUUUGGUUUCCCCUCCCAUACAUCCAUCUCUGGGUGAAGGUCUUUUUAAUGCCUUUGAUGAAAAUCGUGACAAUCACAUUGACUUCAAAGAAAUCUCCUGCGGACUCUCAGCCUGCUGCAGGGGACCGCUGGCUGAAAGGCAGAAAUUUUGCUUCAAGGUUUUUGACAUUGACCGAGACGGGGUUUUGUCUCGCGUUGAACUUGAAGACAUGGUGGUUGCCCUUUUGGAAGUCUGGAAAGAUAACCGUACAGAUGACAUUCCUGAGCUGCACAUGAACCUGCCGGACAUAGUAGAAGCUGUUUUGAAGGCACAUGACACUACCAAGCUCGGCCACCUUACGCUGGAAGACUACCAAAUCUGGAGUGUGAAGAGUGCUCUUGCCAACGAAUUUCUGAAUCUCCUUUUCCAGGUGUGCCAUAUAGUCUUAGGUCUAAGGCCUGCCACUCCAGAAGAGGAAGGACAAAUCAUCAGGGGCUGGUUAGAACGAGAAAGUAGAUAUGGCCUUCAGCAAGGACACAACUGGUUUCUUAUUGCGAUGCCUUGGUGGCAGCAGUGGAAAGAAUAUGUCAACUAUGAUGCUAGCCCUGUUGUGAUCGAACCUUCGUCUGUCUUAAGCAGAGGUAAGAACUCACUCCCGGGUGCUGCAGCCCAUGCGCCAGAGCAGGGAGAAGACAAAACAGGCCGUUUAAAUUACUUCAGUGCCACAGAAGAGAAGUUUUCAGAUGGCAUUUCUACCGCAUCAGAAGCCUCAGAGACUGCUAGCAAUUUCCUUUACACCCUGCCUCCUAGUGCCGAGAUAUGCUUUCCCCGCCAGUUUAACUCUUCGGACAACAACAAUCAGUGCCUGCUUGGAUCCAAUGGGAACAUUUUGCUGCAGCUCAAUCCACAGCGGCCUGGAGCGAUUGAUAACCAGCCCCUUGUAACGCAAGACCCAACAAAGGCUCCAUCGUUGACUCUGGAAGGCGGUCGUUUAAAGCAGUCUCCUCAGUUAAUUCAAGGGAAGAGUUAUGAAAUGGUCCCAGAACCAGUAUGGAGGGCUCUUUACCAUUGGUACGGCGCAAACCUGUCUUUGCCGAGACCAGUGAUCAGAAACAACAACACCAACCUGCCUGAGUUGGAACUCUUCCCGCGCUACCUGCUCUUCCUGAGGCAGCAGCCCGCCACCCGGACGCAGCAGUCCAACAUCUGGGUGAACAUGGGGAAUGUCCCAUCUCCCAGCGCUCCCUUAAAGAGGGUCCGCUACACCGGCUGCUUUAGCCGCAUGCAGACGAUUAAGGAGAUCCACGAGUAUCUGUCACAGAGGCUACAUAAAGAGGAGGACAUGCGCUUGUGGCUCUACAACAGCGAGAACUACCUUACUCUUCUGGAUGAUGAGGACCACACAUUGGAAUACCUGAGCAUCCAGGAUGAACAGCACUUGAUAAUAGAAGUUCGAAACAAAGACAUGAGCUGGCCAGAGGAGAUGUCCUUUAUAGCAAACAGCAGUAAAAUAGACAGGCAUAAGGUUCCAACAGAAAAGGGGGCAACUGGCUUGAGCAACCUGGGGAACACCUGCUUCAUGAACUCCAGCAUCCAGUGUGUCAGCAACACACAGCCUCUCACCCAGUAUUUCAUCUCUGGCAGACAUCUCUACGAGCUCAACAGGACAAAUCCAAUAGGAAUGAAGGGCCAUAUGGCCAAAUGCUACGGGGACUUGAUUCAAGAGCUGUGGAGCGGGACACAAAAGAACAUUGCUCCUUUAAAGUUACGGUGGACGAUAGCUAAAUACGCUCCCAGAUUUAAUGGCUUCCAACAGCAAGACUCUCAGGAGCUCUUGGCUUUUCUUCUGGAUGGUCUCCAUGAGGAUCUGAACCGAGUGCAUGAUAAGCCGUACGUCGAACUGAAAGACAGUGAUGGCCGGCCGGAUUGGGAGGUGGCAGCGGAGGCCUGGGAGAACCACCUGAGGAGGAACCGCUCGAUAGUGGUGGACUUGUUCCAUGGGCAGCUGAGGUCCCAAGUGAAAUGCAAGACCUGUGGGCACAUCAGCGUCCGCUUUGACCCUUUCAAUUUUUUAUCUUUGCCCCUCCCGAUGGAUAGCUACAUGCAUGUUGAAAUCAUAGUAACUAAGCUAGAUGGGACAACUCCCAUUCGAUAUGGACUGAGGCUGAAUAUGGACGAGAAAUACACUGGUCUGAAAAAGCACCUCAGCGAACUUUGUGCCAUGAAGCCGGAGCAGAUCCUCCUUGCGGAAGUGCACAGCUCCAACAUAAAGAACUUUCCUCAAGACAACCAGAAAGUCCGUCUCUCGGCAAGCGCAUCCCUGUGUGCAUUCGAGGUACCAAUCCCUGGAUCCCCCACAUCAGCUACUCCAAGCCCUGUGCAAACAGAGUUCUGCAGCGUGCCAUCAGCCAACGGGAUGAUCAACGUGCUGAUGAAUGGCGAUCUUCCCCGGCCAACCCUGAUCCCGAAUGGAAUGCCAAACACAGUGGUGCCAUGCAGGAUGGAAAACGGCUUCUCCAAUGGGAUGGUGAACGGCCAUGUGACCUCUCCCUCCGACAGUCCCUUCAUAGGCUACAUCAUUGCUGUCCACAGGAAAAUGAUGAGGAUGGACAAGUACUUCCUUUCAUCUCAGAAGAACCGGCCGAGCCUCUUUGGAAUGCCACUGAUAGUUCCGUGCACCGUUCAUACGCGGAAGAAAGACUUGUAUGAUGCGGUCUGGAUCCAGGUGUCCCGGCUGGCAAGUCCCCUCCCUCCCCAAGAAGCCAGUAACCACGCACAGGACUGUGAUGACAGCAUGGGAUACCAAUACCCUUUCACCCUACGAGUGGUCCAGAAGGAUGGCAAUUCAUGUGCUUGGUGCCCCUGGUACAGGUUUUGCCAUGGCUGUAAAAUCGACUGCACUGAAGAGAGAGCUCACAUGGGGAAUGCCAACAUUGCUGUUGACUGGGAUCCCACAGCACUUCAUCUCCGCUACCAGACAUCACAGGAACGGAUGGCCGAGGAGCACAGGAGUGUGGAGCAAAGCCGGCGCGCUCAGGCUGAGCCGAUCAACCUGGACAGUUGCCUCCGGGCCUUCACCAGCGAGGAGGAACUAGGCGAAGACGAGAUGUACUACUGUUCCAAGUGCAAAACUCACUGCUUGGCCACCAAGAAGCUGGACCUGUGGAGGCUUCCCCCUAUCCUGAUAAUCCACCUGAAGCGCUUCCAGUUUGUCAAUGGCCGCUGGAUAAAAUCCCAAAAGAUCGUCAAGUUUCCCCGAGAGAGCUUCAACCCGAGUGCCUUCCUGGUGCCAAGAGAUCCAAGCUGCUGGCUGCAGAAGCCGCUGACUCCCCAGGUUGACGAUCCCUCUGAGACCCGGAUUCCGCAGGACGAGUGUCUGAGGAUGGAGGUGCAGAGCGUCCCAGUGGCCGGGGAGGGCGAUGUGCUGACCAGGAGCCCCUCUUCGCUCAACACUUCUGGCGUCUUAAAUAAUGUCAAAGCGUCUCCAUCUCCCGGGCGGAAGUGUGCAGCUGGCUGUCCGUCGAGUAAAAACGUUAGUCCAACUGGUAGCCCCAGGACUUUGGGAAGAAGCAAGGGGCGGCUCCGGCUCCCCCAGCUGUGUAAAAACAAACUGUCCAGCAGCAAAGAGAACUUGGACAUGACCCGAGAGAACGGUACGGACCCGGACCCUAAGGUCACCCCCGACCAAGGAGACAGCUGCAGCCGGGGGCAUGCUUUGGGAGGUAGCCAGGGCGAGCUCUUUGCCGCUCAAGACAGCAGCGAGGUGACUUUAGCCAAUGGAUACCUGUGCAAGCAAAACUCCCACAGCAACGGCAGCAUCAACGGGGAGGAGGAGAUGGUGGUCGACCAAACAGGAGAGAUCUGCGUUAACCCCAUCUACAGUCUAUAUGCAAUUUCGUGCCAUUCAGGAAUUAUGGGAGGAGGUCAUUAUGUCACUUAUGCCAAAAACCCCAACAGCAAGUGGUACUGUUACAACGACAGCAGCUGUAAGGAAUUGCAUCCUGACGAAAUCGACACGGACUCCGCCUACAUCCUUUUCUACGAGCAGCAAGGAGUGGACUAUGCACAAUUUCUGCCAAAGAUAGACGGCAAGAACAUGGCAGACACAAGCAGCAUGGACGAAGACUUUGAGUCCGACUACCGGAAGUACUGCGUGCUGCAGUGA